AUGAGUACAUCGAAUACAGUAACUCGAAAAGCGGCUGAUAAUAACAAUAAUUUCAAAGUGGUCACCGUCGUGGCUACACGUGGAAGAGGUGCUGAAAUAUCGGAAGAAAUUUCAUACACGGAUACAAAAGUAAUUGGUAAUGGUUCCUUUGGCGUUGUUUAUCAAGCAAAGUUAGUUCACACAAAUGAACAUGUGGCAAUUAAGAAAGUUUUACAGGAUAAACGAUUCAAAAACCGAGAAUUGCAAAUUAUGAGACGGCUUGAUCAUCAGAAUAUUGUACAAUUGAAAUAUUUCUUUUUCUCGUCUGGUGAUAAGCUCAAAGAGGAGGUUUAUUUGAAUCUUGUUUUGGAAUAUAUACCUGAAACAGUUUAUCGUGUGGCACGGCAUUAUACAAAACAAAAACAAACCAUUCCCUUAUUAUACGUGAAACUCUAUAUGUAUCAACUAUUUCGUGCAUUGGCUUACAUACAUUCAUUUGGUAUUUGCCAUCGUGAUAUUAAACCACAGAAUCUAUUGCUUGAUCCGGAAACAUCUGUAUUAAAACUGUGCGAUUUUGGCAGUGCGAAGCAAUUAAUCAAAGGUGAACCUAAUGUUUCUUAUAUAUGUUCACGUUAUUAUCGAGCUCCGGAAUUGAUAU
Messenger RNA from Didymodactylos carnosus, 637 nucleotides. The record is from the annotation of a GenBank genome assembly. NCBI's taxonomy places the organism in Eukaryota, Metazoa, Rotifera, Eurotatoria, Philodinida, Philodinidae.